Molecule: messenger RNA, 750 nt
Organism: Echinostoma caproni
Lineage: Eukaryota; Metazoa; Platyhelminthes; Trematoda; Plagiorchiida; Echinostomatidae
Source: the annotation of a GenBank genome assembly
AUGCCAACUUUGUUGUUCCGUUUUUUGAUUCUCAAGAAUCGUUACGGUCAGAUUGUUGAAGUGACAAAGCGUCCCAAAUCCAAAUGGAGACCGGUAGCGCUGGAUACAGUGGAGUUGGAAAAACUAGCCACUCGGAAACUCCGUAUCGGUGCCAAAGCCGCAAUGCAGUUAGCUGAGCGCCUUUACACACAAGGAUACAUAUCUUACCCGAGAACAGAGACAAACAUCUUUCCCGCGGAUAUGGAUCUGGCUAGCUUGGUACGGGUGCAGCUGGACGAUUCACGAUGGAGUGGAUUUGCCACACGUGUACUGGAGCGUGGUCCAAAUCCACGCAAUGGAAAAUCCACAGACAAGGCUCAUCCUCCGAUCCAUCCACUGAAAACAGGUUCGAACUUGCAAGGUAACGAGGCUCGUUUGUAUGAGCUGGUCACACGGCAUUUCCUCGCCUGUCUGUCGGCGGACGCUCAAGGUGCGGAAACGUUAGUUCGUCUUUGUGUUGGCAAAGCGUCUGUUCCGGCCAACUCUUCCUCGUCCUCUUCUUUCUCAUUGCCACCCACCGAUUUAAUGACCAGUGAAGAUGGGGAGAUGUUUGAAUCCAAAGGUCUGGUCAUACUGCAGCCUAACUACCUGGAAGUGUAUCCUUAUGAUCGAUGGACCGAGAAGGAUAUGCCAAAUUUCCAUCUGGGCGAUUGGAUUCUGCCCACGAACAUCGAGGUGAGUAAUCUGUUUGUUUUUCAAUUUGAAAGGUAA